Nothoprocta perdicaria is the source of this 1162-nucleotide messenger RNA. RefSeq names its product cathepsin H (gene CTSH). NCBI's taxonomy places the organism in Eukaryota, Metazoa, Chordata, Aves, Tinamiformes, Tinamidae. The record is from RefSeq and is a predicted model, not a curated record. Gene Ontology annotation, biological process: immune response. Bases 21 to 914 code for a protein of 297 amino acids. The transcript has 11 exons. Gene Ontology annotation, molecular function: cysteine-type endopeptidase activity. Gene Ontology annotation, cellular component: lysosome.
AGCUGCUCUUCAAGGCCUGGAUGCGGCAGCACAACAGGGCCUACGGCCCCGGCGAGUAUCACCGCCGGCUGCAGAUCUUCGCCGACAACAAGCGGCAGAUCGAUGAGCACAACGCGGCCAAUCACACCUUUCAGAUGAGUCUGAACCAAUUUUCAGAUAUGACGUUUGCAGAGUUUAAGAAGAAGUACCUGUGGAGCGAACCGCAGAACUGCUCAGCCACCAAGGGCAACUUCCUGCGCAGCUCCGGCCCCAGCCCCGACACCAUCGACUGGAGGAAGAAGGGGAACUUCGUGACGCCCGUGAAGAACCAGGGGCCCUGCGGGAGCUGCUGGACCUUCUCCACCACGGGCUGCCUGGAGUCGGCGAUCGCCAUAGCCACCGGGAAGCUGCUCUCCCUGGCGGAACAGCAGCUGGUCGACUGCGCGCAGGCUUUCAACAACCACGGCUGCAGCGGGGGCCUGCCCAGCCAAGCCUUCGAGUACAUCCGCUACAACAAGGGGCUCAUGGCGGAGGACGCCUACCCGUACCGGGCCAAGAACGGCACCUGCAGGUUCCAGCCCCACGAGGCCGUCGCUUUCGUCAAGGACGUUGUCAACAUCACGCAGUACGAUGAGGCGGGCAUGGUCGAGGCCGUGGGGAAGCACAACCCGGUGAGCUUUGCCUUUGAGGUGACGAGCAACUUCAUGCACUACAGGACAGGAGUCUACUCAAACCCCAAGUGCGAGCACACCCCUGACAAGGUGAACCAUGCCGUGCUGGCYGUGGGCUACGGAGAAGAGAACGGGACUCCUUACUGGAUCGUCAAGAACUCGUGGGGCCCGUUCUGGGGCAUGGAGGGGUACUUCCUCAUCGAACGAGGCAAGAACAUGUGCGGGCUCGCCGCCUGCGCGUCUUACCCGAUUCCUCAGGUGUAAGAGGGAGCGCCGGCCGAGGAGAACGGGAGCAAUCCCUUGCGUGUCCGUUUCUAAAUGCUGAAAUAAAGUGCGGGAGAACAAGAACGAGCAGAGCCUUUGGGACUCGCUCCRCGCAGGUAGGUGCCUUCGCCUGCACGAGGCUCCUUUGGCAGGCGUGUGUCCUGGCUCGCGUUCCCAGCCCGGAGCGGCCCCGGCCUCCYGCUCCCGCCAUGCCCUGGAAGGGCAUCCCGCGGGAUGGGGACGAGAAC